This is a messenger RNA of Pocillopora damicornis (cauliflower coral), 1046 nucleotides long. RefSeq lists its product as uncharacterized. The record is from RefSeq and is a predicted model, not a curated record. NCBI's taxonomy places the organism in Eukaryota, Metazoa, Cnidaria, Anthozoa, Scleractinia, Pocilloporidae.
AUGUCGUUAUUGAGAAACAACAUCAUGAAAGUCUUGAUUUGUCUUACCUUGGUGGCUCUGCUUUGUUGCACUGUAGAAGGUAAGAAAAGUAAAAAAGGACCAAAGAUACAAAAGCAAGAGGGAGAACCGUGCAGUCUUCCGUCUGGCAUUCCUUGGGGAGACUGUUUUCAAGCAGUAAACUGUCCUUCUUCACCUUCACUCAACUGUGCAGAUGGCCUGAGAUGCUGCAGACCUCCUAAAGAAGAUAGCAAGUACAUUUACAACUUCUUUAAGGGCAUUUUUACCACACCAGGGCCACCUAUAAACCCCGGCUAAAUCACUCUUCUGUAGCAAGUGUUUAUGAGCGUUAAAACAAAAAAAAGCGGUCAGUCCUCCUUGCCACGUAACACUUGUCGAUAAGAGGGUCUUUGCGUCUUGAUUGAGGAUUGUUGAUAGGGACCAAGACAGCAACGGCAACAAGAAUGUUUGGAAAUAAAAGAUUUUCAUGAUUGGAACAAUGCACAGUUUGCAUUACUCGGCCAUCCUUUCCGAAAAAAAAAAACGUAAAAUCACCAUUUUUUUUUUAAUCUGAAAACAGCACUUGCGAAUGCAAAUAGUGCACGUGUCUACUAUAAACUUAAUAUUGCAUUCACAUUUUACGAUUACUUAGGGGAGAUCUGGCGUCGUGAGAGAAGAUAAACACAGGGAAUUGCUGACAAAAUUCACUGGAAAAGCGAAAGUUUAUUUUAAGGGAACUUUCAGUGCUUGGCUUUGCCUUCGGAACAUCCUGAUCUCCCAUCUGAUCUUACUGAACUAAAAAACUUCUUGUUACUCUUUCUUUAAAUCUCAGUGAGGAAGACACCAAUGCAAGUGAGGGAGAUACAGCGUAUGACAAAUUCCUGAUGGACAUGAAAAAAUAUUAUCCCUAGAAGAGACAGACCGUUUCAUGCCGUCGUUUAUUAUGAACAUGACAAAUAUAAAGUUGUAUAAGGGUUUCAACUAAAAAAUUUUUUUGUAGUGUUCAUUCAUGUUCAAACUUCAUUAAAAUUGUAAACGUAACAAAGCCA